AUGAAGUCACCUAACGAGGGGCUCACCAAUCACUACAAGAAAGCGCACCGCUUGCUGGAAGAGCUCCAGGCAAGGCCUGAAGUCGAGCUCCUCUGUAUGCUGGCUCUGACGGUGGGCAUGACAUCAGACAUGGUCGUGUACAAUGUGCCCAGGGGAAGAGGCCAGGACGAAGUCGUCGGUUUCGCCAUAGCCGGCAAGAAGGUAAAGCAGAAGAGGGGAGGGACGCGGGCGGCUCUGCUGGCAAUACGGAUGCUGUGGUUCCUCGAGCCGGACCGGUUCACGUGGAACAAGGCCCAGGGGCCGGAGAAGAAGCAGAGGAGGAGACGAUGUACAGCACGCAGUACGUGCGUGAGACGACAGACCAAUACAAGAUAA
Molecule: messenger RNA, 375 nt
Organism: Trichoderma gamsii
Lineage: Eukaryota; Fungi; Ascomycota; Sordariomycetes; Hypocreales; Hypocreaceae
Exons: 2
Coding region: 1-375 (124 amino acids)
Source: RefSeq, a predicted model, not a curated record